AUGGUUCAAGAAAAAAGUAUCGACGGUUCUAUCCCCAACAACAAUACUCCCAUACAUGAUACAAAAACCGAACAACAAUUUAUUAUCUUAGAACAAUUUCAAAAAUAUCAGCCAAACGUAAUUUACCAAUUGGCUAAAGAAUACGAAAAUCAUGCAAUUAAAAGUUUCCACCGGAUUAAGACAGAAUAUCAACUGAGACAAUAUUAUACUUUACUCUCCAACGCUAUCAAAUGCUAUCAAUAUCUAAAAAAUGGGUUCCAAUUAUCGCCCAAACAAGAUUGUCAGAUCACCAUAGAGUUAUGUUCUUUAAUAAUAACUUAUUGUCAAGAUGAUUACACCACUUCCAUUAGUUUUAAUAAACAUGAAUAUGACGACAAAAAAUGUAUGGACACCAAUAUUGAUUUGGUGAGGAGAUACUUGGAUAGUUGUAAAAUGAAAUUAGUCUCCUUGAACAAUGCUGAUUAUUUUGAAAAUAUCAUGAAUUUAGAAUUGAUGUUAAAUUUCAUUAUACCCGUGAAUAUCGGUUCUACUAACGAUAUAAAAACUAGUAUUAACAACUGCAAGAGGGUUCAAAGAAAUUUACAAAACGAAUCAGAUAACAUUAUUAAAAUGAAUGUACCCAGAACUAGUAAUUAUAUUAUUUUAGUAACGAAAUGGAAAUUGAUUUUUGAAAUGGCAGAAAUAGAAUUAAAAGCAACAGGAACCCCGAUUGCACUUGAUUCUUCGUUAUUAUAUGAUUAUAAGAAAAUACUUUCCCAUUGUAAUGACUUGAAUUUACAACAAACGCUCUUUUAUCAAUACCUAUUAUUAUCGUUUAUCAAUUUUUGUUUGGAGGAGCAUAUUGAUUAUGUUUCGAUCAAAGAUAUCUACCAACUUUUUAAAGAUUAUGAAUUUACUUGUGUUGAAUUUAACAUGUGGAAAUCAAUCUUAACUAUAUUGUAUAAAAUCUCAAAUGACCAAAAUAUUAGCGAAAAUUUAGAGCAAUUUAAAUUUGACCUUAACAAAAAUAAACAAUACUUAAUCACUUGCUCGAAAAUUACAUUGGACCUAUUCCCAUUGGAAAUUAAUACCAUUAUUUUCCAAUAUACCAAUUUAAAAAUACUAAUUUCAUUAUUUCAAAGUGUCUCCUAUUUGGUUAAUUGUCAUGAUAAAUCAAGUAACUUUAGUACUAAACUUCUUCCGAAAUGCGUGAAGUUCUUUGCUUUAGAUGAUUUCAAAAAGAUGGAGAAAAUGAACAAUGCUUUUAGAAAUGUUUCUAGCCUAAGUGUUUAUCAGAAAUUGCAGAAUAAAAUGCUCGAGUUAGUGGAGUUUUAUAUGGGCUGGGAAUCAUUAUUGUCCACAAUAGCUGAGGAUACUAUUACUUCUGAUAAGGACGUUAUUGACAGUGAUGACACUAUCUAUAAAAAGGUUUUAAAAGUAUCGAAGUUACAGUUAAGCUCAAAAAAAUACUCUAAUAUAGCCACCAUUCUAAUUGAAAAUUACACCCACAUAUUACAAGAUAUAGAUUGUACCAAUAAUGAUGUUACAACAAAAGUUAAGUACUAUGAUUUGAAAUUGUAUUGUUUAUUUAACUUGUAUAUGCUUCAUUGCAACUGCAAUAAUUUAGAUAUAGCAGCAAAUCAAAUUGAACCAGAAAUCUUAAAGAUAAUGCCGUCAUUCGAGUCAAAUAAUUUAAUUAGAUGUACAUGGAUAUUGAUAUGGAUUAUAACACACUUCAAGCCAUUUAUAGAAGUACCACUUGUGUCCAUCAUAAAUGAUACAGAUAUUAAACAAAGAAUUAUAACGGAAUUAGAAAAUUUUAUAAAAGUCAAUGUCGUUAAAUCAUCAUCACCACCCAUUGAUCCUAUCAUUAUCAAAAAAUAUAAAUUAAAAAAAUCUGAAUUACUUUUUUUUUUAAUGGAAAUUGUUGGUAGUUUCAUUGUUUUCCAUAAAACUGAGGAUAAAGAACAAUAUUUGCAACAGGCUUUCCAAUUGGGAAAGCAUUCUAAGACCAUAAACGAUCAUUUACUAUAUGUCUGUGGAUUAGCCUGUCUGAACAACAGCAUUUUACUUUACGAUAAAAAAAAGAUAUUAAUCAUGAAAAAUAAAUUGAAAAGAAUUGUGGAAAAACUACAAAACUAA
This is a messenger RNA of Saccharomycodes ludwigii, 2121 nucleotides long. It is a transcript of the gene SCC4, whose product is annotated as cohesin-loading factor complex subunit SCC4. Gene Ontology annotation, biological process: mitotic sister chromatid cohesion. The coding region runs from base 1 to 2121 and encodes 706 amino acids. The record is from RefSeq and is a predicted model, not a curated record. The transcript has a single exon. NCBI's taxonomy places the organism in Eukaryota, Fungi, Ascomycota, Saccharomycetes, Saccharomycodales, Saccharomycodaceae.